Molecule: messenger RNA, 837 nt
Organism: Anastrepha obliqua
Lineage: Eukaryota; Metazoa; Arthropoda; Insecta; Diptera; Tephritidae
Gene: mRpL17
Product: 39S ribosomal protein L17, mitochondrial
Exons: 2
Coding region: 115-726 (203 amino acids)
Biological process (GO): translation
Cellular component (GO): ribosome; mitochondrial large ribosomal subunit
Molecular function (GO): structural constituent of ribosome
Source: RefSeq, a predicted model, not a curated record
CGCCGCAUUGCACUGUUUACGUAAAAAUUAAAUCUUUCUGCGGCUUUUAAGGUUUUUUAUUUUCUUUUAGUGAAUAUAUUCUAACAUAGCUUUUGAAAUAAGUACUGCACUAAAAUGAACCAAGCCGAUGUGAGUAAGCUGAUGUCGCAAUUGCGUAUAGCCAUCAAGCCGCACCGUAAUCUUAAAAAUCCUGAUGGCCCCGAGGGCCGCUUGUUAAAACUACGCAAGACAGUGACGGCACUGGUGAAGCAUGAACGCAUUGAAUUGUAUUACAACCGGGCCGAUGAAGCGCGCGGUUAUGCGGAACUGUUAAUUUCCAAUGCCAUACGUUAUGGCGAUCGACACAUAGCCACAAUGGAGUUGGCGGACUACUGGCUGCUCGAAAAACAAUUGGUACAUAAACUUUUUAAGGUGCUAGUGCCACGAUUUGAAAAAUGCAACCUGUCAUACACCCGCAUGUACAAAGCACCGCGUGAUUAUCCCGGCAUGUAUUACAAGAAGUCGGUACUGGAGUUGCGUGGCAAUCCUUAUCCAACAUUAUUGCCUGAUUUUUCGAAGAAUCGUAGUUUGCUACACAAUAUUUUGCUUGAUGAGGCACGAAAAGAUCACAGACGAGAACGGCUAGCGGAAAUAGCUGAAAAAAUAGCGGCAGAUUCUGCAGAAAAUAUAAAGGAAGUAGAUACUGAGUCCGGAGCGAAAGGUGAUGAGAAGGUGGAGAAAGUUUAAAAGUUUUGAUGUUUUGCAUUCACUAUCUAUGUGUUAAAAAUUAUUGAGCGCAAUUACUGAGUGUUUUAGUUAAUUUGUAUAUUAAUAAAAGUAAUUGACUGUUAAAUCCAA